AUGUCUGCCAUCCAGGGAAAAUGCCACUGCGGCGCUGUUGAAUACACCGCCAAGCUUGGAGACAAAUCUCAUAUCCUCUGCCACUGUGAUGCCUGCAAGCGUAUCAACGGUAGUGACUUCACUCUCAACCAAGUCAUUCCCAAGGCAGACCUUGAAAUAAAGAAGGGUGACUUAACUAAGUACACCUACAAGGGUGAUUCAGGCAACCCCGUGCACUGCUGCUUCUGCCCCACCUGCUCCACCCACAUCUAUCACCAUCAGACUGCGUUGGGCGACGACAAGUACAUCCUCCGCACGGCGUCGUUGGAAGGCAACAAGGAGUGGCCGGCCUCAGUUGAGAUAUACUGCAAGGACAGAGCAAAAUGGCAGCCAGAUGUUGCGCCAAAGGUAUGCCAGGCCGGUCCAGAGUAG
This is a messenger RNA of Trichophyton rubrum CBS 118892, 411 nucleotides long. RefSeq lists its product as uncharacterized. NCBI's taxonomy places the organism in Eukaryota, Fungi, Ascomycota, Eurotiomycetes, Onygenales, Arthrodermataceae. The transcript has 3 exons. Bases 1 to 411 code for a protein of 136 amino acids. The record is from RefSeq and is a predicted model, not a curated record. Gene Ontology annotation, molecular function: carbon-sulfur lyase activity.